ACGCGCGAGUCUACCGAACUUCUCUCUCUCUCUCUCUCUCUCUCUCUCUCUCUCUCUCUCUCUCUCUCUCUCUCUCUCUCUGUGUCUCUGUGACACGUGUCCAGGCUUCAUGGUGUAGGAUUUUUGCGAGUGCAGUACGCGCGAUAUGGCGUCGGCGAAGAGUGGGGCGUCGACAUCGACAGGGUCGAAGUCUAGUAAGUUCAAGGUUCCGCUACUGACAGAUCCCGGAGGAGAUCGUGAUUCGCCCGUGAUUGACCGCACCUCGUCCGACGACGGUGGGGCGCAAGCAACCAACCCUGGUCCGCGAUUGAACGCCCAGCAAUUCCAGUUCCCGGCGGCGAAACGCGCGUUCAAACGGCCGUUUACGCCUCCGCUUGUCAGUGCGCCGCGGUCUUCGGCUGGGAAUGCGGAAGAAGAAUCUAGCGGGAAGGAGACCGAGGAUGCCCGGGGCCAACGCGCUGAUCAGAAGCGAAUCGGUGCUGCCAGUAAGGGGCCGCUGACAGUGCCCGGAAAGCCGCCUCCGUUCAAGCGACGGGCGCUGGUGUCGGCAAGAAGAACAGUCAUCGCACCUGCAACUGAGGAAGAAGGUGGUGUUGGCGGAGAGAGUAGAGGGAAUGCCGAAGAUGUGAGAGCGCGAACGCGCACACAAGGAGGUUCACAUGAUGCUGACAUCCCGCGUGCGCCGUCUCGGACACAUCCUCAUCCAAUCAGCGGGAGCUCUGUCGCAAGUGAGAGGGAGGGCGGCUCAACUGCUGCAGCAGAAAAGGGGCCUCCUGCAGCGGCGAAAAUUCCCAUCUCCAUCGGCAAUUCCGAGAACAAGAGCGAUGCACAAAUGGUAACCGUUGCGGGUGCCGGACGAACAACGUCAGAUAGCGUUAUGAUCCAUGCAUCUCCUCCUCCUCCUCCUCCUCCUCCUCCUCCGUUUCAUGCUGUCGUGGAUGGUGGCGGUGCUACAGGAAGAGGAAGCAGCAAGGGCGCACCUGCAGCGGCCGGGCAAACGACAGCGUGUGCGACAGACAGUAGUGCUCACGCUGGCGUCAAACAUGUUGACGAUGAAGGCAUUUCCGGGGACGUGGGGGGUUCUGGAUGCACUAUGGCGAUGGCAGCUUCGGCGGGAAAGAGGCUGUCAUCGUUUAUAGCCCCCAGGCGCAAGGGUCUGCUGCAUGUGUUGUCCAGUGGACGCGCCAGCGGCUCAGGGAGCGAGACGACUGCUGGGAACGGGAGACCUCCCGUAAAUCAUGGAGUUCCAGAGGCGGAAGAGGCCAAUUACUUCAGCGUUAUGUAUUGCCAGCCUAAACGAAACUCCAAGCGAAAGGGUCCCUGGUCUGAUGGGGUAUUUGUUGUGCGCAGUCGUACCACGCUUCUUCAAGAUAUGGAGGGUAAAGAACUGGCCAAGGGAGAUGCUCGCGGGUGCAAGAAUCUUCAGGAGGGUGCCACCGCUCGAGCAGGAACUUAUGAAGUCGAGGUAAUGGGGAAAGUGGACAAGAAAGACUAUGAAAGCGGGUCCAUAUUUGUUGGAGAUGCUUCUGAUGCACCACUGGGCUCUUCUGCGGCAGUGUUGAAGCCCAUGAAGAAACUGCAGUCCCAGACCCUGGAGGUGCUUCCACAGCGGAAAAGGUGCGAUGGAUGGUCCCUGCAAUGGACACUGUAUAAGGCAAAAUGUCUUCAGUGCCAAACAAGCUCAGAUUUCAUUUGUGGAUCGCUUGACAAGGUACUGACCCACAGAUAGAUAGCCCCCAAAAGAGGACAAUCAUUGCACAAUAAUUAAACCACCAGUCUGUUUCCCAGCUAGUUGUCAUAACACACCGGUCAACUCAGUGCAAAAUUGCGGGUACGGCCACCAGGAUGAAAAAGCCUGGCGCCGCCAGGCAAGUUGCACGUUGCAACGGUCUGGAAGAAAUUGACCCGUGACAAAAGUCUGUGUCAGAAAAAGUGGCUCAGAAGGACCGGUGGUUUAAUGGAAGGUUCAUGAUGUCUUACCAAAGUUGUGCUUCAAGCUCUGAAUCUCACUCUCUCCCUCUCUCUCAAUGUUUGAAAUGUCUAUAAUGCCUUUCCCAGUAAUGAAUGAAGUGUCAUCAA
Molecule: messenger RNA, 2079 nt
Organism: Chara braunii
Lineage: Eukaryota; Viridiplantae; Streptophyta; Charophyceae; Charales; Characeae
Source: the annotation of a GenBank genome assembly